Molecule: messenger RNA, 312 nt
Organism: Parnassius apollo (apollo)
Lineage: Eukaryota; Metazoa; Arthropoda; Insecta; Lepidoptera; Papilionidae
Source: the annotation of a GenBank genome assembly
AUGCACAAUUUUGCUUUAUUUUGGGGUAACCUGCGAUUAGAGCGUGUGAGGAAAAUACUAGCACUUGUUCCACCACAAGAUGCUUCUUCCAGUGAUAAUAGCGAAGAUGGUAAUGAGGUCAAUGUACUAACUGAUAAUACUGAAUAUAGUUCCGAUCCCCGCUCAUUAGAUUCCUCGUUUGAGCGACUUAAUAUUUUAGAAAUUGAUGAGAUUUUGCCGGAAGAUUUAAUACCAUCCACACCCGCUAUAAGUGAAGUACUUGCUACACACACUCCACCACAAGAUCUGCCUGCACUGCAAUCCAUUUCUUGA